Exophiala spinifera is the source of this 1683-nucleotide messenger RNA. RefSeq lists its product as uncharacterized. The record is from RefSeq and is a predicted model, not a curated record. NCBI's taxonomy places the organism in Eukaryota, Fungi, Ascomycota, Eurotiomycetes, Chaetothyriales, Herpotrichiellaceae. Gene Ontology annotation, molecular function: protein dimerization activity. The coding region runs from base 1 to 1683 and encodes 560 amino acids. The transcript has a single exon.
AUGCCCAGGCCAAAAGCCCCUCCAACGCCGAUUGGAUCAACAGACCUCAAAGGCCUCGAAAAGGUAGUUCACUUUGCUGACAUGGAGUCCAUGUUCAGACUGCCACCUCCAGCCUUGCGAUCGACCGAGGGGGGUUCCUCGUCAUCCUCUUCGAACCACGCUACAAAAGGCAACAUUCCUCGAGACCAAAGCGGCAAUAGCACAACCUCUGGCUAUUCUCAAAGUACCCCUCCUAUUUCUCCUCAGGACAAACCACUCUCUACGAGUCCUCGACACAAGAGAACUGCAUCGGGAGCUGUCAAGACCGCCCAGGACCCUGCAACGGGCAGUGGUCCCUCGAACAACUCGUCUUCGUCUUCUUCUUCCUACACUCUCCCUCCUCCCCCAAGUCGAGCGAGGAAAAUCAUCCAAAUGAAGCCGAAAUCUGCGCGCUCUCCAGACAGCGAUGCCAGCUACCAGCCUCCCACGUCUGCGGCGAGUGCAGCGUCCAACUCGGGCGCAAAAGCGACGGGUGCCUCUGCGAACUCGAAGCGGAAACAGCCUUCCGCCACGAGUGCGGCCGGUCGAAAGAUUGCACGCAAGACUGCACACAGCAUCAUUGAACGACGGAGGCGAAGUAAGAUGAACGAAGAGUUUGGAGUGCUCAAAGACAUGAUCCCGGCCUGUGAGGGCGUCGAGAUGCACAAGCUCGCCAUUCUCCAGGCGGGGAUCGAGUACGUUCGAUAUCUCGAGGGCUGUGUUGCCCAGCUCAAGGGCGAGAACGAGAAGCAGUCAAGGACGUUGGUUCUUGAACAGCAAAGCCACCCUCGCCAUCGCGAAGCCGACGCUGAGCUCGACGCCGAGGAAAAUGAAGAAGAUGAAGAGGUGGAAGAGGAGGAAGAAGGGGAGGAGGAUGAUGAUGAUGAUGAGCGCGACGAGGACCAGCACGGCCGUGAGGCCGAAGUGCCUGCUGAAGCAGUCCGGCCGAGCAAAGUGGGCAAGCACUCCAAGGGCGCCGUCGUCAGCGGCGACAAGUGGCAGUAUAGAGACGCUCGCCGAUCCCCGCUGGCUUCUUCGUUGUCUAGUAGUUCGGCACGUGCCUCUGCUGCACAUACCUCGUCUCGUCAAGACAGUUACGGCAGGACCAGGCCAGGCCAGCUCCCUCCCUACUCGAAAUCACCCUCUCAAGUCUCCACAUACGCAGCAUCUUCCACUCCUACGCCGACGUUGCUCAGUCCCGCAUUCAAUGCGAUCCAUUUCUCACCUGACCUUACCCGCACGCCCACGGGGGGCAGCACUGGCGGUGCUUCACUUGUGGCAUCGGCGUCGGCGACCUCGUCGAGUUCUUGGACCACGGUCAACCCGAGCCCUGGUCUGGCGCCACUCCCGUCGCCAAAGGCGGCGCUCAAUCUCCCCCUGCCCGUACCCACGUCAGCGGCGGCGGUGAUGACGCAUCUGCAGUUGCCGCAGCCGCACAGCGGCAAUACCGCCCAUGCCUCGCAAUCGCAGCACGAGAGGGAAGCGCACAGCAAGUCUCCCGCGGCAUUGAGCGAUUCGUCUGGGACGGCAGAGGCGACGGCAGGUGCUGCGUUGAUGAUGUUGACCAACGAGUGGAGAGGGUCUGUUUCGGGGGCUUCGGGGCCUGCCUCAGAGGUCGGAGAGAGGGGGAAAGCAAUGAGUGUCAGGGAUCUACUGAGCUCAUGA